UGGAGUGUUGAUUUAACCAACAAGACUAGACAAAUAGUUAUAAGUCACGAUUAGCAGAAGCAGAGAAAUUAAUAAAAAGUAAUAGUUUUGAUAACCUCCGAAAAGCUGUUAAUGAGCCUACUUAUCACUUUAUAAUGAGUCAAGUGCACAACCAAAACGUUAGGACACCGAAAUUAAGACGCUUCAAUACAGAAGAAAAGGUUUUGGCUUUAUCAAUUUAUAAAAAUAGCGGAAAAUGUUAUAGGCUUUUGAGUAAAAUUUUUGCAUUGCCUUCAUCAAAAACCCUGAACAGGCUAUUGCAGUCAAUAAAUUUAAAACCUGGCCUUAAUGAAAUUUUAUUUCAGAGCCUUCAAAGACAAGUAGAAAAAAUGAGUGAUAAAGACAAAACCUGCGUACUUGUAUUUGAUGAAAUGGAGAUAGACUGCAAUUUAACUUACAACCUCCAUAAAGAUGAAGUCAUAGGAUUUCAGGAUAGUGGUAUUCAACCAAAAGAGAAAUAUAUUGCCGAUCAUGCCAAUGUAUUCCUACUUAAAGGGGUUUACCGCUUAUGGAAGCAACCGGUAUGCUUCACAUUUUGUCAAGGGGCUACAAAAGCAAUAAUACUAAAACAAUUAAUAAAAAACAUUAUUGAAAAAUGUUUUGACGUGGGCCUAAAUGUAAUUGGAACCAUUUGUGAUCAGGGAUCAAAUAAUUCAAGAGCCAUAAAACUGCUUUUGGAGGAAACAGAAGAGCAGUGUAAGAGAAAAAACAUAAAAAACCACUUUUUCGGAUUCAAUGUCUGUGACAGGGAAGUGAUUCCAUUAUAUGAUGUGCCCCAUCUCUUCAAAGGGCUAAGAAACAACCUAUUGGACAAGGAUCUUCACUUUGAAAAAAAUGGCAUAAGAGGGUGUGGGAAAUGGAUCCAUAUCCAACAACUUUUUGCACUAGACAAUACACAACCUUUAAAAAGGUUUUGUCCAAAAUUAACCGAGCAGCAUGUAGAGCCCCAAAAAAUUAAAAAAAUGAAGGUAAAAAUGUGUACCCAAGUGUUCAGCCAUAGCGUUGGUUCUCUUUUAACGAGAAUUCCUGGAUGGGAUAUUAAAGAUAAAAAUAAGCUUGGCCCUGAAGCGGAAUCUACUGGUGAGCUGAUCCUUUUUUUAGACAAGCUUUUUGAUAGCCUUAACUGCUUAAGGUAUUCAAAAAUGGGUAAUGCAGCAAAGCCUUUGAAGUGUCCUAUGACCAGAAAUUCUGGUCAUAAAAGUUUUUGGUUGGAAUCCCAAAAAAUCAUACAAAGUAUGAAAUUUUUUUCGCAUGCUAAGCAAACCUUUGUAAAUGUACCAACACUUAAAAAUCUUAAUUUUACAUUAAAGGGAUUUUUAAGAUUGACUGACAAGCUUUUUGAUAAUGCAGGCUGCAAAUUUGUGUUAACAGGGGCAUUUAAUCAAGAUGCCCUUGAAAACUUUUUCAGCUACAUUCGCGCACACGGUCUAAGAAAUACCAAUCCAUCGCAAAAUCAAUUCAUGGCAUCUUUUAAAACUUUGAUGGUGAAUAAUUUUACCGCAGUUCACUCUCCUGGAGCAAACUGCAAAAGAGAUUGUUCUGAAGGUUUAGAUAAUCUUAGGAGUUUGCUUACAGGAGGGCGAAUUACUGAUGUUUUAGCUACAGAAACAAAUGAAGAAGUAGUCAUUCCAAAGCAUGUUUUACUACAAAAAGCUAAUUAUGCAGGAAGUCAAGACGCAAUAGUGAGACGCGUGUGUGUAUUUUUAAAUAAUUUAUCAUGUAAAAAUGACGAGGACGAGCUUGAAAAAGACGAAGACGAUGAGGAAGACGAGUCAGAAGAGGACGAGGACGAUGAAGACGAAAACCUUGAAGACGAUAAUGAGCCACUGGCAGAGGAAAAAGAUAACUUUUUAAUGAAGAUCACUGUUGAUAAAGACGAAGACCUAACAACUGAUAUAGAGGUAACUCAUAUUGAAAUUCCAGAAUAUAAGGAACAAGUGACCAAUUUGAUUAAAAAUUACAAGCCGGAAAAGACCCAGAGGACUGACAUAAAAAUGAAGAUCAUACUGAAGAAUGAUGAACCUAUUUAUCAAAGGCCAAGGCGAUUAGCUGUAACGGAACAAUUAGAGUUCAAAAUCAUAACAGACUGUUCAGCUUUUCAAAAGGCAAUGGAGAAAAAAGACCUUACGACCAGAGUAGCGAGGUGGGCUCUUUUGCUAGAAGAAUACGACUAUGAGAUAGAGCAUAGAAGCGGAAGUCGUUUGCCUCAUGUAGAUGCUCUAAGUCGAUAUCCACAAGUGUUUACAAUGUCUGUAGAAGACGGGAUCACACAAAGAUUGAAGUUGGCACAAGAACAAGAUGAGCAAAUUGUAUCUAUUAAAAAGCUUUUAGAACUGAAAGAAGACCAUGAAGGUUAUUUUUUGAAGCAUGGAUUAUUGUAUAAAUACGAGAAUGGAAUAAAAAUGAGGAAAAAAGAAGAUAUCAUGAUUAGAGAUCUAAUAGAACAAGAAGCGAAACAGCAAUUUGCAGAAAGCAGGGAAGAACUACGCCAACAGUGUAAGGAACAAAUAGAGUACAAGAAGAAAAUAGAAAAGGGCCAUCAAGAGUCAAGCCUAAAAGAUAAUGGCACAACGAUUUACAAUGAGAAUGAAAACGAAAAAAUGCCCCUAGAGCAACUACUCCCAUUACCCCCUCCCGCUUCAAGUAGUUCUUCAUCAUCUUCUAGCUCCUCUUCCUCAGAUACCUCAGAUUCGUCGUCAUCUGAAGAUGAAAAUGAGCAGCCACAAAAUAGUUUAACGGUUUCCGAAAUACGUAAAGAUGAACCCGAUCAAGACCUACAAAGUGACCCUUACGAUACUGAUGAUAGUGUUCAAGACCCUCUAUUUGAAAGAUCAACCUUGUCAAGUUCUUCAGAAGAAUCAGAGGUGGACGAAAGCAAUCUCCAGCCCAGUAAAAAAAGAAAAGUUAUUAACCGAAGUGAAAAUAAUAAUAAAACUUGUAAAAAAAAUAAAAGAAGACCGGACAUGUGGCAAAAAAAUCAGGCAAAAAUUCUAAGAAAUAGAGGAGAAUCUUAUGCUUAUACUCAAGUACGAAAACUCGGAAAUGAAACAAUAAAAAUAAGAAAAGAACAACCAAAGAAAACAAUUCUUCCUCCAUGUGAUGAAAAGUGUAGAAUAAAAUGCUAUGAUAAAAUAUCUUUCGAACAACGUGAAAAAAUUUUUUCUGAAUUUUACAAUCUUGGUGACAUAACAAAACAAAGGGAAUACAUAGCAUCAAAUAUGACCACAAUUACUCCCAAAUACAAGUACAGUAAUGUUGCUAAUCCGAGAAACCCUAUUAUGCUAUAA
Anthonomus grandis grandis is the source of this 3326-nucleotide messenger RNA. RefSeq lists its product as uncharacterized. The transcript has 9 exons. NCBI's taxonomy places the organism in Eukaryota, Metazoa, Arthropoda, Insecta, Coleoptera, Curculionidae. The coding region runs from base 135 to 3326 and encodes 1063 amino acids. The record is from RefSeq and is a predicted model, not a curated record.